GUCACAGGAAGGACCAGCCCGCACACGACCUCUUUUCGAGACGAGCCAUUAACGCAGCCUCCGGCCUUCACAGUCACAUUGCCUAUAACCUGCACGUACGUGCGCCGGCAUCUGCACUCCUCCCCACCACCAUGCCCGCUUGCAACGUCCUCAGUCGCCGCAGCGAUGGCAGCGACGGCCUCAGCUCGAACACCAUCCAAAUCGCCGGAAUCGCUGUCGCAGCCGGCAUCGCUGCUAUUGCUGCGAUUUCCUUUGCCAUCUACUUCUGGAGGAAACGACGCGCCGUGAGGAGGGACCGCGAUGCAUGGGAGAGCCGUAUCUCUAUCUUCCCGGCCAUUCGCGUUGAGACUUCGCAAAUGGCAGGUGAAGAGGGAAGUGGUCCACAGAUGAUGCAAGCCAAGGGCAACGGCUUCUCGCGCGCACAACUCACGAAGAGCAUCAUCUUGCCCGAAAAGGCCGUGAUGAAGAACAACGCCUCCAAGGAGGACAUCAUCGACUACUACGCCGCAGAGGGCAAGCUCCCGCGGCCGUUCGCGCCGUUCACGCGGGACUCGGGCGGCAUGCCGGGCGGCGGGCCGCCGUCGCCGAAGGAGUCGCAGCGGAGCUCGCGCAGCUCGCUGCUGCGGCCGGUGUCGACGGCGUCGUUCCUGAGCGUCGCCUCCGCGUACUCGAGCCGCUCGUCGAAGCGGCAGAGCACCGCGUCCGCGAUGUCGGGCUUCGACGAGGGCAACAAGCGCAAGGUGCGCCAGCUGUUCCACCCGACGCUCCCCGACGAGCUCGUGCUCAACCUCGGCGAGCGCGUCAUGAUCGUGAACACGUUCGACGACGGGUGGUGCAUCGUCGGCCGCGACAGCGUGUUCGCGCCUGGCGACGUCGACCUCGGCGCGGUGCCCGCGUGGGUCUUCGUCAAGCCGAUCAAGGGCCUCAGGGCGGAGAGGCCGAUACGGACGUCGAGUCUCGGCGUCACCGUUACGCUCGAUAUGCCCGGCGCGGCGAGGCAGGACGUCAUCUCGUGGUCCAACUUCUCGUGAACGACCCGCCGACGCCUGUAUGCGCGUUGCCUGCGUGUAUAGCCGCCCUGAAAUGUUGUUGCCGCACCAUAUACGUUGUAAACACACCAAGUUACUACUCACCACCGGCGGUUCGCCGAGCCGAACCGUCCACUACCUUCCACCCCCUACUACUCUCCUCCUGGUGCUGAUCACCCAAUACCCCUUCUUCGAUAACCCCUCCGCCCGCAUCCACCCUUCACGGAACCCGCCAAACCCUUACGCUCCUCGCCACGUUCGCCGUAAUUAUCGCGGGCGGCGCAUUGCAUGCGCCGCGCACGUCCCCCGCUUCGAACCACUUCCCGCACAGCGCCGCGGCGCGUCUCCUGU
Molecule: messenger RNA, 1379 nt
Organism: Rhodofomes roseus
Lineage: Eukaryota; Fungi; Basidiomycota; Agaricomycetes; Polyporales; Fomitopsidaceae
Exons: 2
Coding region: 132-1031 (299 amino acids)
Source: RefSeq, a predicted model, not a curated record